AUGAUAGAGAAGGCAACUUUGUAUAAAAAGCAAAAAAAUUUGAAGAUGAAUAAUCGAAUGAUAAUUACUUUAGCCAUCAAAGCUUACAUUGAAACCUUAUCCAAAUCUGUUAGAAUUGGCAAAAAUGGAUGCUUAUUUUCUUAUAUUCUAAAUCAUUUAAAAUAAAGGAAUCUUGAAAAACUUAAGAUCAUUUGA
This is a messenger RNA of Paramecium primaurelia, 195 nucleotides long. The record is from the annotation of a GenBank genome assembly. Lineage: Eukaryota; Ciliophora; Oligohymenophorea; Peniculida; Parameciidae.